GCACCGGGGCGUCUCCCUUCCGCCUUGCCCCCGAGGGUUGCUUUGCCCGGCUCGGCCGGGAAGGGGCGGAAGUACGUGCCGCGCCCUUCGGCAUGCAAUUGGCCCGGUUCCUCUGCAGUGUGUUUUUCUACCCCUCUUUUUCGGCUUCCGCCCAACCCCGAAGCCCAGCACGAGGGGGUGGCGCGGCCUCCGGGAAGCGCAGCCGUCCUCCCACCGCGGGCUCGGCGGUAAAACGGAUCCGGUUAAGGCGCCCAGGUGGCUUUUCCACCGGCCCCGGCGCUUGUGGAAAGCGAAAGGCGCUCGGCAAGGCAUGGCCGCUAGACCGGGCAGCGUUUGCACAAGUAAAAAGGUUGUAUGGCUAA
This is a messenger RNA of Trypanosoma grayi, 362 nucleotides long. RefSeq lists its product as hypothetical. The annotation marks the transcript as partial. Lineage: Eukaryota; Euglenozoa; Kinetoplastea; Trypanosomatida; Trypanosomatidae. The transcript has a single exon. The record is from RefSeq and is a predicted model, not a curated record.